AUGACUGAGGAAGCCGCAGACACUGUCUUGGAAACCGGCGUGGAGACUCCAACAGCAUUAGCAUCAGAUGACAACGGACAACGUUCCGACAGCCCGGUGCUGCGAAACCGCGCCAAGCGGGCGUUUUUCCGUGUUUGGAUUCCAGAUCAAACCAGACCAGAGAUUCUCAACACCUCAAAACACGGCAUCUCCUCGUUAUGGUCUGAGAUUCAAUGCGACUACAAUGCCAUAACCGGUAUCCCUGCGAGAGAGACAUCCAUCAGAACGAACUUAAAGGAGCUUAGACAGUGCGACAGCGACAGCAACAGCGACGAACAAGGACAGGGUCGAGAACCCACCUUACCCCUGGAUUUGUGGAGCAGACAAGGAUCACUAGCGGGACACAAGUCAAUUUCGAGCUUCCAAGCAGUACAAGUCCGUUGCCAUGGUCUGUGCCCUCUGUUUCCCUUUUCCUCUUCCUCUCAGACAGAGUCUUUGACCCCGAGUUGA
Messenger RNA from Neurospora tetrasperma FGSC 2508, 489 nucleotides. RefSeq lists its product as uncharacterized. The coding region runs from base 1 to 489 and encodes 162 amino acids. The record is from RefSeq and is a predicted model, not a curated record. The transcript is spliced from 4 exons. Lineage: Eukaryota; Fungi; Ascomycota; Sordariomycetes; Sordariales; Sordariaceae.